AUGGAACUAGCCCGAGUCGAGGUCGAAAACAUCGAGGCACAGGUGCCCAAAGACACGGUGCACUCGCUGUUUCUGUCCUUUGGGCCCAUCGUCGAGGUCAACUUACACAAACGUCCCAGUGGCAUACAGCACGGGUCUGUGCAGUUUGAGGAAGCUGAGGACGCUGCUGCUGCUGUUGACAACAUGGGUGGUUACGAUCUGUUUGGCAAGCCAUUGAGAGUGAGGCUAGCCAAGGGAGACACGGAGCAGUUUGACAACAACAAGCCAUGUGAGUAUGGGAGCUGGAUUGACUACGAGAUGGUUGUCGUGGUUGUGGAGCCACUUGAGACAAGAGUUGUGGCACCACCAAAACUGUCCACACUAUUAGUUGGAUCAAAAUGGUGCCAUACGGCUAAUAUGAGGUGGAAUCAUGUUGGCGUGUUCAACUGCGUGUCAAAAGCGUGCCAACAGCGUGUUUUUGACGCGGUCGCAACACAUUCUAUCGAGCCGCCGCCUACAGUACAUGGGUGUUGUACAUCUUGUAAGGCAUCUCACGCAGCACUCCAUUAUCACACCACCUACGACCAUAUCUAA
Yarrowia lipolytica CLIB122 is the source of this 573-nucleotide messenger RNA. RefSeq lists its product as uncharacterized. Gene Ontology annotation, cellular component: nucleus; cytoplasm. Gene Ontology annotation, molecular function: mRNA binding. The record is from RefSeq and is a predicted model, not a curated record. Lineage: Eukaryota; Fungi; Ascomycota; Dipodascomycetes; Dipodascales.